This is a messenger RNA of Cylicocyclus nassatus, 1925 nucleotides long. The record is from the annotation of a GenBank genome assembly. Lineage: Eukaryota; Metazoa; Nematoda; Chromadorea; Rhabditida; Strongylidae.
AUGCCAAAAAGGAAAGUGCUGGUUGACCCAGUACUCGAACCGUUUCUAGGAAAGCUCGAAGACGUAGACGAUUAUCCGAGUUGUGACGCGAACAGCUCGCCGUCCACGUCGAUGGACCUGAGCGCGCAGAACAAGCUCAUCUGCGACGUCUGCGGCGACGUCGCCUUCGGCAAGCACUACGGCAUCAACGCCUGCAACGGCUGCAAGGGAUUCUUCCGGAGGAGUGUUUGGAGUCGUCGCCAGUAUUCAUGUCGUUUCGGAGGGGACUGUCCAGUCGUGAAGGAACACCGAAAUGUAUGUCGCUCGUGUCGACUGAAGAAAUGCUUCGAAGUUGGCAUGAAUCCGGACUCUGUGCAAAACGAGCGCGAUCGAAAUGUGAAAUCUGGCACGACAAUGCCGAUGACUCCGCUAGCAAACGGCAUCUACAAAAGAAAACGGAUUCGACCCGAGAUGAGCGAACAAUCCAGUCAAACUGAGCCGCCAAUGAGUCCUCCGCCUCAAUGCUCGGAACGGCAGGUGAAGGUGGAACGAGCUCCGACACCACCCGAGUGUCACGACCUCCCCACUCCGAGCUCAUAUGAUCUGUUCAACAUUCCUGAAACGCUCAUGACUCUGGAAAAUCAGGUUUUUUCCCACACACCAAUUGAAGCCGAUUACUCUAUAAAUGCCACCAAAACACAGAUAAACCUGCCUUUCGAAGUGGUGUUCCGAAGGCCUAUGCUAGUUAGCCCUCGAUAUCCGAUGCGAUUCACCGGCGAACGCAUUCUUACACCGGAAGACUUAAUUGAUGGAUGGCGACGUCAUUUCACCUAUUUCUCUGAUUGGUGCAGAGGAUUGGAAGAAUUUCAGAUGCUGAAUGAGAAGGAUCAGGAUAUUAUAGCUAGAAGGCGGCUGAAUCUUCAUGGAUGGUUAUGUCAGUCAUACUAUUCUAUGAAGUGUGGUGCACCUGGACUAUGCUUCCCGAAUGGCGCAUUUCAUCCCGUUGAAGGUGGACAUCCGAGCAUUGUCGAUUUUUACAAACAAUGUAUGCCUCGACUGAUGAGCUACGUUGUUGGACCAAUGCGUACGAUGGCUAUGGACGAUGUAGAAUUUGUUCUGCUCAAAGCAAUCCUUUUGUUUGCUGAAGACCAUGGGCUCAGCUCUGAGGGCAAAACGGUGGUUUCCAAAAGUAAGGAGCGCUUCUUAAAUGCCCUCUAUGCUUACGUAAGGAAUCAGAAAGUCGACAAUGCACCUCAUGCCACCUGUCGCGUAGCUAAGUUCAUGUUGCUGUUAUCCACACUCACCGCUCUGAAUCAUUUGAUGAAGGAAGAAGUGCAGAUGAUGAGUCUUUUCAACAUUAUUGAAUUUGACGAAUUGAUGCAAACCUGCCACAAAAGCACUCCACCUAUCUGCUCGUCGCCAUCACGAUGAGGAAGCUGAACAAAACAUUUUUUAACACAAGCUUCGAGAAUCUCGGUAUCGAAAGACAGAAUCAUAAUGCCUGCCGUGUUGGUUCAUGAUCAUACCAUCAUUCGUGUUUUUGUUAAGUCCUCUCAUUUGAAGCUUGUGAAGACGUCCGCAAUUAUUUUGUGAUCUUCAUAUUCGUGUACAAUUUCUGCAGGUAUUAGAAAUAAUUGUGAGAUCAGAAAGUCAGGAUUGACGAUAUAAGAGAAGUUCUGAGAGCAGUUUUGACUAAUUGUUCAAAUCUGGUCAUUUGACUCUAGUUUUUCUACAGUUGUACUGACUUCGUAUGGGUAAGGAAGACUACAGCAUAUUUUUCAUAGCAUGAAGUGCAGAAUAGUUAAUUACGAAGUCUUUAUGAGCUAUAUUAGUUCGCAUCACAUUGAUUCUAAUAAGUAUUGAUUCUGUGAUAAUUGUAUGAUUCGUUGUUAUUCUAUCGUAACGCUAUGCAAUGAUUGCAUAGGAAGGAGAAUAUGAAGUUUUAU